Molecule: messenger RNA, 1725 nt
Organism: Rotaria sp. Silwood1
Lineage: Eukaryota; Metazoa; Rotifera; Eurotatoria; Philodinida; Philodinidae
Source: the annotation of a GenBank genome assembly
AUGCGUAAAGAAGCACGAAAACAUCCUGAGCAUAAAAAAAAAAAGUCAAAAGAUAUAAAAAUACCAAAACUAGCUCCAUUUAAAAACGAAUUAUUACAACAAGCUGAAGAAGCUAAAAAACAAUUAGAACAAGAACGACAAUUAAAGAAACAACAACGUGCUUUAGCUCGUAAACAACAAAAAGCUGAACGACCUAAAUCUUUAGAAUCGAUGAUAAAUGAUGUUGAACGACGACAAGAUGUAUUUGAUCAUGAACAAAUUUUAACAAAUGAUCAAAUGCAUUUAUCAACUGAAGUUGGUGAAGGAGAUGAAAGAUCUCGAAAAACAUAUUAUCGAGAAUUUAAAAAGGUUGUUGAUGCAUCAGAUAUCAUCAUUCAAGUACUUGAUGCUCGUGAUCCUCUUGGAUGUCGAUGUCCACAAGUUGAACAAGCUGUUUUAACAUCAGGAAAAAAUAAAAAACUCAUCUUAUUACUCAAUAAAAUCGAUCUUAUUCCACGUGAUAAUCUCGAUAAAUGGUUAAAAUAUUUACGUAAUGAAUUUCCAACAAUUGCUUUUCGUUCAUCAACUCAAAAUCAACGUGAUCGAUUAGGUCAUGUUAAAGCAUCAUUAAAAGCUUGUGAUGAACAUUUGCUAAAGUCAUCAAAUAAAUGUAUCGGUGCAUCGACAUUAAUGAAUCUUCUUUCGAAUUAUUGUCGCAAAAAUGAUAUUAAAACAAGUAUUACUGUUGGCAUCGUUGGAUUUCCAAAUGUUGGGAAAAGUAGUGUAAUUAAUAGUCUUAAACGAAGUCAAGCAUGUGAAACUGGAUCAAUGCCUGGAAUAACUAAACAAAUGCAAACAGUUAAAUUGGACAAAUUAAUUAAAUUAUUCGAUAGUCCUGGUAUUGUUAUGUCGAAAGAAACGAAUCCAGCUAGUCUUAUUCUUCGUAAUUGUGUUCGAAUUGAAACAAUUGAAAAUCCAGUUCCAGCUAUUGAAUUGCUACUCAAUCGAUGUAGUAAAGAUCAAAUGAUGCUUCAAUAUAAUCUAAGUGAUUUUCAAGAUGUUAAUGAAUUUCUUUCAAAAAUGGCUUUGAAAAUGGGUAGUUUGAAAAAAGGUGGAAUACCCGAUAUACACAAAGCAGCACAACGAGUACUUUCUGAUUGGACUAAUGGUAAACUAACUUAUUUUACGGAACCACCUGAACGUACAGGUGAAAUAAUCAGCACUGAACUUGUUACACAAAUGAAAGAAGCAUUUGAUAUUGAUGGUUUAUUGAAAAAUGAAGAUGAACAAUUAAAAGAUUUACAUAAUACUCCACUUACUGGUAUAUCUUUUCCAGCAUCGAUUCCAACACAAGCUGAUAUGGACUUAGACAAAGAAGAAACUAUGUCCGAAGAUGAAAAUAAUUCCAUUGAAGAAAUGAGUCAAGACGAUGAUGAAAAUCAUCAACCGACAACAAAAGAUUCGAAAAAAGUUCGUUUUAUGGUUCAAGCAAAUGACAAAACAAAACGUUUAUCAAAACAACAAGCAGCUGAUUUAGUUGAUAAAGAACAUGAUAAUGAAGUUCGACGAUCAAUAAAACGAUCAAAUCUUGUUCGACAACAAGAAUUUAAAAAAAUUAAAAAGAAUCAAAAGAGAACAGAAAAAUCCGUUUCGAAUCUAGGCGAUGCACUAGAUUCAAUUAUUCGACUCACAACAUCUAACAAUUCAACUGAUGAUUCAUAUAAUUUUCAAACAGAUUUUGUUUAA